This is a messenger RNA of Vigna angularis (adzuki bean), 1130 nucleotides long. Its product is annotated as ribosomal protein S19, mitochondrial. The transcript has 2 exons. Gene Ontology annotation, molecular function: structural constituent of ribosome; RNA binding. NCBI's taxonomy places the organism in Eukaryota, Viridiplantae, Streptophyta, Magnoliopsida, Fabales, Fabaceae. The coding region runs from base 407 to 883 and encodes 158 amino acids. Gene Ontology annotation, cellular component: ribosome; cytosolic small ribosomal subunit. The record is from RefSeq and is a predicted model, not a curated record. Gene Ontology annotation, biological process: ribosomal small subunit assembly; translation.
GUGACGCCGCUUUCAUUAUAUUGUGACCCCCUUUUGAUAAAUAUGUGCUUUGGUGACCUAAUUUGGGAUCUCAUUCGGUUUCUUUGCGUAUCACUAAUCUUAUUACAACAUAGACUACAUGUUUGAGAAUUCAGAUAGAGAUUUGGAGCUUUGUUAGCCCCAUUUGUUUGCCCUGUAAUGGAUUGUUUUGCAGUCUUAACUUCUUUGUUUAUUGCUUCCAUCUUGGGUGCUCUGUUUCCGUGGUUUGUUUAUUGCUGUAAAUUUUGGUUAUAUAUAUAGAUGGGGGAUUUGUAAUGGGUAGUUGCUGUAGGGCUAUGCUUGAGGCUUGUUCCAUGUCAAUUUUUUUAACCAAGAUGGGCAACUAACUCACUGCAGUCCCUUGUCAUUAUGAUUGGUUUACCAAUACAUGAAUUUUGGCAUGUAUAUGAAUGGGGGGAUUGUAGUCCAUGAGUAUGUUGCUGGGGCUUUCCAUGGGGCUGAUAUGAGCAUUGUUCCAGGAAGAAUGAGGCCCACAAUGAUGCUCAGGGUUCUGAACAAGCAGUUUCUUGGAAUUGUUGGUGAUGCAGCUACUGCUGUCGCUAAGAAGCCACCCCCACCUCCUGUAGUAUCGCGCAAACCGGCCUUCAUUGAUGCAUUCUUGUACAAGAUGAAGAAGAACCCAAGUCUUUUGUCGAACAAGACCAUUUGGUCACGAAGAUCCACUAUAUUGCCAGAGUUUGUUGAUACUACUGUCAAGAUUUACAAUGGGAAAACCACUAUCCGUUGUAAGAUCACUGAGGGAAAAGUAGGUCACAAGUUUGGAGAGUUUGCUCUCACCAGGAAGCGCAAGGCCAGAGAACAAGCCAAUGCCAAAAAUGUUAAACAACUUAAGAAAAAAAAGUGAUUUUUUUCUGCACUUUUGGGCCAAAAUAAUUUCAUGAAUAUUUUAUUUUCUGCUAUAUUUACAUCGAUCUUAAUUUCUUAGGUUCUCUAGAUUGCUUGUGAAGACCUAACAGAAUCCCCUGAUAGUUGACAGUAAUUCCUGUUAAAUUGCUUCAAUGACCAUCUAAUGUUGUCAUUUGAUGUUAUUAUAUAUUAGCUCUGGAUUGUUAGCCCAGAGUUGGAUCAGUUAAUGCCUAUUAACCCGUGAG